Molecule: messenger RNA, 1428 nt
Organism: Uranotaenia lowii
Lineage: Eukaryota; Metazoa; Arthropoda; Insecta; Diptera; Culicidae
Exons: 1
Coding region: 1-1428 (475 amino acids)
Source: RefSeq, a predicted model, not a curated record
AUGUCGCAUCUCGUACCGAAUUUUGCCGAAAGCAAUCAGUCCGAACAAAAUUCGUCUGCCUCACCACCUGAUCCGUCGUUUCCGUUAUCGUCGCGUGUCGAUCCUUUCCCAACGCCGUCGGUCGUUUCCGUUGAUAAUCCUCCCUCUACCGCCUGCCAAAGUGCGGAAAUAAACACCCAACUACAGCAGUCAAUCGUGAUCUUGUCAACAGCAGUGAUAAAAGUGAGAGAUGCAGAUAAUAAAUACGUUUUUGCCAGAGCAUUGCUCGAUAGUGGUUCUCAACCUAGCUUCAUUUCGGAGGCCCUCUGUCAGAAACUACGUUUGAAGCGGAAUAAACUCAAUUCACCAGUUAGUGGAAUUGGGCAAUCCAUCGUCAACGUUCGCUAUGGUGUUACCUUAGCCAUUGCGUCACGUUUUGAAACUUUCGCUACUCAGUUAGACUGUCUCGUACUGCCAAAGCUUACCGUCUCGCUACCCAGCCAUCACAUUGACACCUCUCGCUGGAAGAUUCCAAAACAUCUACCGCUUGCAGAUCCGCAGUUCAACAUUAGCCAAGGUGUUGAUAUCAUCAUUGGAGCUGCUCUGUUCUUCGACCUUCUUCAACACCAGCAAUUUUCCCUUGGUUCCGAGUUUCCGAAGCUACAGAAAACGGUCCUCGGAUACAUCGUUUGUGGCACAUUGAAGCAGCCAAAUGCAGAGCUUAGAGAACUGCAAACAUGCCACAUCUGCGUUGACGAUAGCCUCGAUACUCAACUUCAGAGGUUUUGGGAAGUCGAAAACUUCGAUAACGGUAAAGCUCUUACUCCUGACGAACAACACUGCGAAGACCAUUUCAAAACUACCGUUUCCCGUGACGAUACAGGUCGUUAUAUCGUUCGCCUUCCACUCAACGAAGAGAAGGUCUCGAUGCUUGGCGAUUCAUACACCGCUGCUCUUCGAAGAUUCCAGCAAAUGGAAAAGAGAUUCGCUAUCAACCAAGAUUUGCAUCAGAGCUAUUCAGCUUUCAUGGCAGAGUACGAGAGUUUGGGUCACAUGGAGUUGAUUCGCGUCGCGCCGCGUAGCCCACAGUUUUUUCUUCCUCACCAUGCCAUCCAGCGUCCAGAAAGUACGACCACCAAAACACGAGUGGUAUUUGACGGUUCCUGUCGUGGAGCAGCUGCUCUGUCGCUCAACGACGCUCUCUACGUCGGACCAACAGUUCAGCCAGCUCUUUUCUCCACUGUCGUUAGUUUUCGCCUGCCAUUGUAUGCCAUUACCGCCGAUGCAGAGAAAAUGUUCCGGCAGAUUUGGGUCCACCCUGAUGACCGAAAAUUCCAGCAAAUUCUUUGGCGCAGAAGCCCAACUGACCCAAUCAGCACCUACCAGUUGAAAACUGUUACUUACGGUCUUGCAAGUUCGCCAUUUCACGCUGCUCGUGUGCUUAACUAA